CAUGCACAAAAUAAGCAUUGUGCCUACUUCAAUGCCAUGGCGUCCAUUGGGCGAGCGGUGUCUGUUUUCGAGGCCAAGUCGAUGAGGCUGUCUCGCUGCGCCAGUGGCAGGACCUUCCCGUGCUCCGAAGAAGACCUGGCGGCACGGGACAAGGCCCUGGCAGGGCUGCGGGACACCUUCGAGCAGCGGAAGGGGCGGCAGCUGUCGCUGGGGCCGCCUCUGGGUCGCAAAGUCUUCGUGUCCAACUUGCGCUCCAAAGACGGGCGUGAGCUGGUGCCGAAGCUCACGAUCCUGGACUCCAGUGGGGUGAAGUGGAUGACGCUCACGAAGCGCGACUUUGAGCAGAUCAUCAAAUGGAAGGACGAGAUCAACCAGGAGAUCAUCAGGUUCAAGAAGCAGAUGUCUUAAGUCGUUGCUCGCGGUUUCACCUCGCAGAGCGCGAGAUCG
Effrenium voratum is the source of this 447-nucleotide messenger RNA. The record is from the annotation of a GenBank genome assembly. Lineage: Eukaryota; Dinophyceae; Suessiales; Symbiodiniaceae.